AUGGCUUCUUCCUACCUCUCCUGGUUACGCAUACCCGUCUUUGCCACAUCAGGCCUCGCCGCACUCGGAAGCAGCCUCCUCUAUUUCAAACAGAAUGACAUUAUCUACCCCGCAAAUCUACCUGCCGGUUCAAGGACGACGGUGGACCCUCCUGAAAAGUAUGGUAUUCAGGACGCUGAGUCCAUCAGAUUUCCCACGCCGGACGGCGAAACCCUCCACGCCUACCUCCUACGUCCUUCCGAUCCCUCGUUGAAAAAGAAUAUUACUCUAGUGACCUUUCACGGCAAUGCUGGCAAUGUCGGCCAUCGCCUUCCCAUUGGGAAGGUCCUCUCCCAGAGUUUGGGCUGUCAUGUCUUCAUGGUGGAAUAUCGAGGCUACGGAUUGUCGACUGGGUCGCCGAGCGAGGAUGGACUUUCGAUCGAUGGGCAAGCGGCCCUCGACUUUGUCCGCAAUCAUAAAGAGCUGAGGAACACCAACAUUGUGCUAUACGGUCAGAGUUUGGGUGGUGCCCUUGCGAUCAAGUUGCUGCAGACCAAUUAUCAAGUCGGCGACAUUUCUGCAGUCAUCUUGGAGAAUACCUUCUUGUCCAUUCGCAAGUUGAUCCCGUCGAUCAUGCCAGCAGCGAAAUACCUUUCGUACCUCUGUCACCAGCGCUGGGACUCAGAACAAAGCUUGGCCAAGGUGGAAGACGCAAAAAUUCCCGUUCUGUUUCUUUCCGGUCUGCGGGAUGAAAUAGUACCACCAUCCAUGAUGAAGGCCCUCUUCGAUCAAUGCCCCACUGCCAAGGUCUGGAAAGAGUUCCCCAAUGGCGACCACAAUUCGACCGUGGCGGAGCCAGGGUACUUCGAGGCAAUUUGGGGAUUCCUGGUCCGGGACUGA
Molecule: messenger RNA, 879 nt
Organism: Fonsecaea erecta
Lineage: Eukaryota; Fungi; Ascomycota; Eurotiomycetes; Chaetothyriales; Herpotrichiellaceae
Exons: 2
Coding region: 1-879 (292 amino acids)
Cellular component (GO): membrane
Molecular function (GO): palmitoyl-(protein) hydrolase activity
Source: RefSeq, a predicted model, not a curated record